CAGACGAGUUCAGUGUUCAGUCAGUCGUAUUUUGGAGGAAAUGAACUACGGAAAGCAACAACCUUCUUAUUGUGUUUUUUCGAUUGCCAUCGAAUGUGCAGAAUUCGGUCGUGGAAAAGCAUCUACCGUCGUCGAGUUCCGCCGUGUUCCGUCGUAACCGUGUCGUGUGGUUGUUCCGUCGCGAGAAGGAAGUGUUUUGAAAGUGAAUAACGCAAUCCCCUAGCAGGAUUGCUAGCUACCCAGAAAGCUGGUGGAAAAUUACCCCCCUUAUUUGAUUUGCUAUACGCAGUGUGUCUGUGGUGCGUUAUUAUUAUUGUUACGAGUGCGUGAAUCUAGCGAGAAGAAUUACAAUAUUGAAGAGGCAAUUAUUAUCUGGAAUAUUGUUGUGUGUGCAUCGUCGAAAAGUGCAGCAGAAGGCUGCGAAGUGCAAGCUUUUGGGAGCUCGACAGUGAUCAAGUGAUGGUGUUUUGAUGCUGACCCAAAGUCGUCAGCAGCCAAGGCAGAGUAGAGUUGUUGGUAGUGUUAUUGCAACAGCAAGCCUCCCCGAAGGUCAUUCAGGAAAGUAUUGCUUCGGCAAAGUGGUCGACAGUGAUUCUCGCCGUUCCACGUAGUUCUGGAAGAUCUGAGUGAAUAGGGCAGUAGCCAGUAAAUACCUUUUGUUCCGGAAGGUGCAUCAGCAAGAAGCUAUCUCCUUCCCAGAGCGCCGAGUGUUGAAAGGAAAUCGCGUUUUGUGAGUAAAUAGUUGUAUGUGUGAAGCAGCACCAAUAUUAUCGAUACAAACGAGUGAGAAGUCAAAUUUCUAAGGAUUUCGUAAUACAAAUAUACAGUGCUAUUCGUGCGAUCUAUUUUCGUAAGCCAUUAUCAGUGCGUUGCUUUUUGUUUUGGAAUCGUGUACCAUCUCCUGGAUUAGCAGCCUACUCUACUACUGAAGCAGGAUCGAAUUUUAGUGAAGAAACCAUUUGCAACUGGAUUAAGCUGAGGAGUAUAACGAAACGAAAAUGACGAGAGCUACGACAGUAAAACCAAAACCAGAAAAAGAGAAACGAAGGAAUAACGAGAAGCGCAAGGAGAAGUCUCGCGAUGCAGCACGCUGCCGCCGCUCCCGGGAGACGGAAAUCUUCCAGGACCUGGCCAGUCUGCUUCCGAUGCGCCAGGAAGAUGUCGACCACCUGGACAAGGCAUCGGUCAUGCGACUAUCCAUCGCGUACCUCAAAGUUCGCGAUAUGCUCGAGCUGUUUCCAACGAUAAACAAACUGAAUAAGCAGCAUGGUAGCGCCGUCGAUGGAGAAGAUGAUGCUAUGCACGCUGACGAGUCCGAUGGGGAGGAAGAUUCCAAAGCAGCCUUGAAUGAAUUGGCUUUGGAAAAGGAGAAACUUGCCCUCCUCUCGUUGGACGGAUUCCUACUGGCCCUCUCCGCUGAUGGCGACAUUACGUUCGUCUCGGAAAAUGUUCUCGAAUAUUUGGGCAUUUCACAGAUCGAUAUGAUGGGUCAACCGAUCUGGGACUACAGCCACCAGUGCGACCACGAAGAGCUACGGGAGGCGCUGAACGGCCGCAAUCACAGUCCCUCGGAGCUGUUGAAGGGAGUGGCCAACAGCGAAUGCAAACCGUUGGAAAACCGGGACUUUUUCCUUCGGCUCAAGUGCACCCUCACGAGCCGUGGCCGAAGCGUUAACAUCAAGAGUGCUUCCUACAAGGUGAUCCAUGUCACCGGCCACAUUGCGUGCAAGGAAAACGGCCAACGGCAGCUGGUGGCUGUGGCUCGCCCGAUGCCGCAUCCUUCCAACAUCGAGGUACCGUUAGACUCGAGCACCUUCCUGAGCAAGCAUUCGUUGGAUAUGAAGUUUAGCUACGUGGAUGAUAAAAUGCACGCUCUGUUGGGUUAUAAUCCUGCUGAUUUGAUGGGCAAACCGUUGUACGAGUGUCAUCACGGAAUCGAUUCGGAUCACCUGAUGGGCACCUUCAAGAAUGUCAUGAGCAAGGGCCAGAGCGAAACGGCCCGGUACCGGUUCCUGGCCCGUACCGGCGGUUACGCCUGGGUAGUGACGCAGGCGACGCUUAUCUACGAUAAACAGAAGCCCCACAGCAUCGUUUGCGUUAACUACGUCAUCAGUGGUGUGGAGAACAAAGAUGAAAUUUAUUCGUGUGCCCAGCUGGAAGCACGUCAACAGAAGCCAACUAUCGCCGAUUCAGUGCCAUCAGUUGCUCCAGAAGAAGCAGUCAAUAAGAGCAGUGCCGCCACAGCAGCAGUAACAGUGAAAACAAGUGAUAGAGUGCUCAAAGAGAAUAUCAAUUACAACAACAACAAUAACGAUCCAAGGCAGAAAUCUGCGGAAGAAGAAGAAGACGGAGAAGAAGCAGCAUCACAAGUGAUUAAGGUGAUUCGUAAAGUACCGGCUCCGAUCAGUGCUAAUUGUGGUAACAGCAGCAGCAUCACUGCCGGCGGUGUCAUACGUCCCGUAUCAGUGACGGCUUCGAUAUUCAGCAGCAGUGUUGCCAAAAAUCCGAUAGUGACUACAGCAGCAACUUCUGCCACUACCAGCACUACUGUCGCCGGUACAUCGGUGGGUAUCGGUGAAGAGAAACCACCCGAACGCAAGGUACCGCAAUCGGUAACGGCGAAACUGUUCAAACCGAAACACGCUACGGAGAAGAUCUUCGCCCCACGUACGGAAGAUAUGAACAAAGGAUUUUUGAUGUUCUCGGACGAGGAGUCAGGAUUAACAAUGCUCAAAGAUGAACCGGACGAUCUAACGCAUCUGGCUCCGACAGCAGGCGACGCGUGUAUUCCGCUGGAGGAAACCGGUCCGUUCUUCAACGAUGUGUUCGACGAUUUCAUGAUCCCCGACAACUACACAUCGUUGCUCCAGGAUGACCUCAGCUCCCUGGACAGUACCGACCACCAGCUUCGUUCCAGCUCCAGCAUAUCGGUUGCAUCCCCGAUCACAAUCAACGAUUCAGUCACAACCGCCAUGUCCCAGCAUCACCAUAGCCCGAACAGUAGUAGCAACUGCAGUAACAAUUCCGCCUCCUCCUCGUCAUCGUCAUCGUCAUCCACCUCUUCGGCGGCGGCAUCAUCGUCGUCGACGACGUCGUCAAGCUCAGCAUCGACCUUGCCUUCCCUGGCAUCGGUAACGUCGGGUAUUGGAUCGGCAAUUUCGUCGAUCGUUUCGCAGAAUGGCUCGGGACAGGGUGGCCAGAACGGGCAGACCGUCGUCGUCGGUUCCGGAGCGAGCAACGAUCCGUUCAUUAACUACCGCGACGAGAUUACCGAAAUCAGCCAUUCACCGCAGCAUUUACUGUCGCCCGCACUGUCGAAGAGCCCCGAAGGAAGCAGUAUACCGUCGCUGUGCAGCCCAAACGGAUCGGGCUGCCCGGAGGAUGAGCUUGCAUUUAUGACCCUCAACAUGGACGAUGACGAUCUGGACCUAUCGAUGCGCGCUCCGUACAUAUCGAUGAGCGAAGUGGACGACCUUCCGCUGCUCACAUCCGAUGACCUAAUGUGGGGUGCUCCGGCUGCGUCCGUCGACAGUGCCACAGCGGCUGCCAUGGCAGCCGCCGCUGGUAAAUAUUUAAUCAAGGAAGAAUACGUACCACCCACCCAACAACAGCUGUCGUCGUCACAAGGUCACUCCGCCACCACCAACACCACCUCAUGCUCCUCCCCAUCGGUUGGCAUGAAAUCGUCACCGGUCACGGUCUCGACCAGGAUCGCCGACUUCAACAGCAAUACUAGCAAUAAUCACAAUAACGAAAACAACUGCAAUAUCGGCAACAAAAUCAUCGAUUCCAGCCUGGCGGCACUGCUCUGCGGCGGCAAUGUCAUCAACAUUCAAACAUCGACAAUCCAACUGCAGCAACACCAACAACAAUCACAAAACGGCAAUAGACACAUUUUGGUACAACAGCAACAACAACAACAACAACAGCAACCGCAGGUGAUAUCGGCGCAGUCGGAAGGCGACAAAAGGUUCAACUUGUUACAUCCGAUGGUUGUGAUUACGCCAAACUAUAAGAACAGUAACUCGAUCGAGGCCUGGACCAUGAACGAUCUGCUGCAGCUGAACGGGGCUAGCACCAGUGGAACUACGACGGCGACAACCGGUGGCAGCAAGCUGAAUGUGAUCGCAUCGAUCGUCUCCAAGAAGAAUUCCACCGCAUCUCCCACCGUCAGCACCAACUCCACCUCCUACAAGCGUCCCCUUGCGGAAAGUGGCGACGGGUGCAGCAAGCGCGUCAAACCGAAUCCCACCCAGAGUAGUCAUCGGCAGCAACAGCAAUCUCCCACGUCCUCGCCGCAGCUGCUACAGCAGCUGAUGGCCCCGUCGCCGGUCCCGGCCAAGGCCAAAGCCAAGUCCAAAUCCAUGCUGGACCAGGCGGACCAACACCGAUGGCCCACCGGAAAGGUCAACGGUCUGCAGGAGCAAGCAUCCAACUCGGUUCUGAUGAACCUGCUCGUCAGUGGAUGCGAUGCCAACAUUCCUGACUUUCCAUCGGAAGGAUUGAUCGCCGAAGACGGCUUGAUGCAUGAUCACAAUGAGUUGACCGACGACGAGGACGAAGACCGUAUCCCGAUCUUGGCCAAUCCCAUGCUGGGAAGCACCACCAGCACUGCACCCACCGGCCAGCUCACCAUCCAAACGGAUGACAUCUGCACGCCAACGCUGCACCGUGGCGGCAACGUCGACGACGACGACUUCAUGAUGACCGUUUCGCCGAGCUUGCUAACUCCUUCGGAUUUGGAAAUCUGGCGUGCCAUCAAGCAGGGCUUGGACCCGAAGAAGAUCCCGCAGAACUACGGUCUCUCGUUGGCCGCCGGUUACGGCGAUCGCAUUCCGAAAUCGUUGGCCACCACGCCGACCGCCCAGCUCGGAAUGAUGCACGACGAUCCGCACGGCGAAACGGGUGUCAAUCUGCUGUCGGUGCUGGAUCCGGCCAUGGCCAUCAGCGGUCUUCGCACCGAUGAGGAUGAUGACGAGUACGAUGGUGCUACGCAGCAUCAGCAACAGCAGGACUACGAAAUGACCAUCCCGGUCAAUGAGAUUUUGCAAAAUAAUCUCAUUUGAUUGUGUGCUAUUCUCUAAGGCUAUUCUUGAAUGAUUUAAAUGAUUCAAUUUGAUUUCUAAGUUGAUAAGUUUAUGCAGUUUUGGACGUAAGUUUAGAUUUCUCGAACAUUUGCAAAUGAGUUUUGGUUCUUGAACUUUUCUCGAUCUUUUUGGAAGCCCUUUCCUAACCUAUAUAUACCGAUUUGUGCAAGUUUUCAACUGGAGAUAUUUCAAGCCGCGAAAAACGAUAAUGCUUAGGUAAUACAAAAAAUAACAGGAUUUUUUUUCACAAAAGUAUACAAAAAAUUAAGCAAACAAAUACAAAUAUAAAGAAGCAUUAGCGUGAUAGUAAUGAUGGAUAUGAAAAGGUCGAGUGGAGUUUUUUAGGGAAAAUAUUUGUUAAUGAUUAUAAUCUUUUUUUUUCAUAAUUAGUCUAAUUUGUGUUGUUGAUGGUACUAUUUACAGAUUUUAGAUUAUUUUGUGUGUUUAAUUUUACAUAUUAAGCUUUUUUUUAAAUUUCUGGGUGACGGUGUAGAGAUUCAACAUAGAUUUUUAGAAAAGUACAAUGACAGUUCGGAAAGACAGUGACAACUUUUAGCGGGAGAAAAAGCUUUGCUAGAGGAGAUUUAUACAAUUAUCAGCUAAUCUCACUUGUACGCGUCGUCGUGUAGAUAAAAAUACAGAUUGUCCAAUAGAUCUUCCUUCUAAAUCAUCAUUUUCAAACAAUAGCACAAACAGAAGUAAUCACGUUGACAUUGAGGGAGUGCAUUUAGUUCCGAAAUGAAUGUCACUGAGUUUUCGUUAAAAUAAAUUAAACACUGGUGAAGCAGAUCAAUAACAGAAUUGUUAGCCAUAAGUACACUAAAGAACAUUUCCACUUUAUUAUUUUAUUUGGGAUUUUGCAUUUCUUUUCAGUUUGCUUGGCAGUUUUCAGAUUUUCCUCCAAUGAUUUUUUUCCAACGUACCAUUGUGUACUGUUUCUUAUUUGCCAUCAGAGAAGCCAAGUGAACUAAAUUCAAAUAUAAUAAUCUGAAGAACAACAACAACAACAACAACAAAUGCAACAUAUGGAUGUUUUACAAUACACAUGAGGAAAUAAUGAUACAAAGCAAACUUUUAUGAAGAUAUAUCUUAUACACAUAUAUGUAACCGUAGUGAUGUAGUGUUUGUUUUACGUAUACACAACAGUUAGAGAUAGAUCAAUAAAGCAGAAUUUAUAAUCAGUAGUUACGUAAUGCAAGCAA
This is a messenger RNA of Ochlerotatus camptorhynchus, 6289 nucleotides long. It is a transcript of the gene sima, whose product is annotated as similar. The coding region runs from base 999 to 5066 and encodes 1355 amino acids. The transcript has 12 exons. Gene Ontology annotation, biological process: regulation of transcription by RNA polymerase II; cellular response to hypoxia. The record is from RefSeq and is a predicted model, not a curated record. Gene Ontology annotation, molecular function: DNA-binding transcription factor activity, RNA polymerase II-specific; RNA polymerase II transcription regulatory region sequence-specific DNA binding; protein dimerization activity. NCBI's taxonomy places the organism in Eukaryota, Metazoa, Arthropoda, Insecta, Diptera, Culicidae.